CGCGUGAAUUAAAACGGUGGUCCGCAGGUGACGACUGGCUGGCAAUACCAAUGAGAAUAAAUUCAGACAGGCCAACUAUGCAGCUUUUGUGGCUUUUAAUAUUCUUGAUUCUGCCGCAAUUUUUGAAAGGCGAGGUGGGAAAAUCUCCACCAAAGCCUAAUAUUAUUUUUAUCCUAGCUGAUGAUUUGGGCUUUAAUGAUGUGGGAUUCCAUGGUUCUGCUCAGAUACCAACUCCCAAUAUUGAUGCCUUGGCCUAUUCUGGAAUUAUUUUGAAUCGUUACUAUGUAACACCUAUUUGUACUCCCUCCAGAUCGGCACUUAUGACAGGAAAAUAUCCAAUACAUACAGGAAUGCAACAUGCUGUUCUUUAUGCAGCCGAGCCCAGGGGCUUGUCUCUCAAAGAGAAAAUCUUACCACAAUAUCUAAACGACUUGGGCUACACCUCCCACAUUGCCGGCAAAUGGCAUCUGGGGCACUGGAAACUCAAGUAUACCCCCCUCUUCAGGGGAUUUAGUAGCCAUGUGGGCUUCUGGUCCGGCCACCAUGACUACAAUGAUCAUACCGCCGUGGAGAACGAUGAGUGGGGUCUGGAUAUGCGAAAUGGAACGGAGGUGGCCUAUGAUCUUCAUGGACGAUACACGACGGAUGUAAUAACCGAUCACGCCGUCAAGGUGAUUGCCAAUCAUAAUGCGACCAAUGGUCCUCUGUUCCUGUAUGUGGCCCAUGCGGCUUGUCAUUCAAGCAAUCCGUAUAACCCACUGCCAGUGCCGGAUAAUGAGGUGAUGAAGCUGGGACAUAUUCCCCACUACAAGAGGAGGAAAUUUGCAGCAAUGGUUACCAAAAUGGAUGAAUCCGUCGGACUGAUUGUGGAUCAGUUGCGCAAGUCCAAUAUGCUGGAGAAUUCCAUAAUCAUCUUCUCCUCUGACAAUGGGGGUCCUGCCCAGGGAUUCAAUUUGAACUUUGCCUCCAACUACCCGUUAAAAGGCGUAAAAAACACUCUAUGGGAAGGAGGAGUUCGAGCUGCGGGUCUCAUUUGGUCCCCACUCCUCAAAAGCCGACAACGAGUGGCUAACCAGACCAUACACAUUUCUGACUGGUUGCCCACACUCCUGGAGGCAGCUGGUGGUGUUCCCGCCUUGUCCAAUUUGAGCAAAGGCAUAGAUGGCCAGAGCAUCUGGCAGGCUCUGGUACACGAUCAACCUUCUCCCCGGCUGAAGGUGGUUCACAAUAUCGAUGAUAUCUGGGGCAGUGCCGGCCUUAGUGUGGGUGAUUGGAAACUGGUAAAGGGCACUAACUAUUAUGGCAAGUGGGAUGGAUGGUACGGACCGGCUGGUGAAAGGGAUCCCCAUCUCUAUGAGUGGCAGCAGAUACCCAAGAGCAGGGCGGGCAAAGCUCUGCAUGGACUACAAAUGCUGCCAAGCCAGGCGGAACAGCAGAGGCUAAGAGCUGCAGCCACAGUUUCUUGCUUGGGUCAGUCUUCUCAAGGAAGUGUGUGCAAAGCCACCGCGUUCUCGGCUCCGUGUUUGUUUAAUAUUCAUGACGAUCCCUGCGAACAGUUUAAUUUGGCGGAACAAUAUCCCAAAGUACUCCAAACCUUGAUGGAAGAGUUAAAGUAUCAAAAUUCUACAGCAGUACCACCUGCCAAUAAGCCUGGAGAUCGUCGUGCGAGUCCCAAGUACUGGAACUACACAUGGACUAAUUUUGGAGAUUAUGAAUUAUAUAACAAUAAGCCAGUUUUAGGUGACUUGGAAGUCCUUUUGUAA
Messenger RNA from Drosophila bipectinata, 1763 nucleotides. Its product is annotated as arylsulfatase B. The record is from RefSeq and is a predicted model, not a curated record. NCBI's taxonomy places the organism in Eukaryota, Metazoa, Arthropoda, Insecta, Diptera, Drosophilidae.